AUGAUAAUCGGCCUCGUGUUUUUGACAAUAUAUGUGGUCUCAUUCAUUAGUUUUUUGAUUUUAUUUCCGUUUUAUUUGUGUGUAAAUAGAGUGAACCGCAAGCGAGAUCAACGAAACGUGCUCUUCCCUACCAUAAAUCACUUCUUCAAUAUGGUCCAAGUCGUGUACACCCUUUUUGCAACCACAUUAAUAAUUAUUUGCAUUGGAUUUUUAUUUGGUUUUAGUCUGAACUACUCAACCUAUAUUCAGAAUAGUAAAUCUACAUUUUUAAUAUUGUUCAUUCUAUCCAUAUGGUGGCUCCUUUCAAUCAUCAUUCAAGUAUUCUAUAUACUAAUUAUUCUACUAGCCAUUGAGAAAUUUGCCAUUUACUUUUUUCCAUCAACUGAGAAAUUUGUGAUAUCAGCGCAAAAGUAUCAAAUCAAAUAUGUGAAGGGUUUUUAUCUGGUGAUAGCCAUUUUCCAGCUCAUAAUAACGAUUAAUACACUUGGACUUUGACUUAGAACUUUCGAUGGGAUUAGGAUCCGAAUGAUAACGUAUAUAUGCUUUAACAUUACCUUCAUGCUCUCCGCCCUGUUAUAUGUUCCGAUAAUGAUAAGUCUCGGCAAAUUUUCCUAUUUAAUUUCGGCUCAGCGCAACAACCCACAAAAAUACAUUUUCUGGCAGACCUUCAAUAUUCUCAUAUUCAAAUUGACUUUCAUCGCUUCAAUUGCAUAUUGCCAGGUCGCUCUUGAACCCUUUGAGGAUUUGGUGCUCAGUCAGAUGUUUGGCGAUAUUAUUAUUAUCCCGCAAGUCAUUCAGAUAUCUUAUCUAUCUUGUAACAAACGAAAUAUGGAUACUCUGCUAAAAUCGUUCAGUGGAAUUAAAUUUGUUAGAUUAGUGUUUAAUAUUCAAGAAACCACAUCUGUUGCACCACAGACUGUGCCAGCUACUCACUUUUGA
This is a messenger RNA of Caenorhabditis elegans, 939 nucleotides long. Lineage: Eukaryota; Metazoa; Nematoda; Chromadorea; Rhabditida; Rhabditidae. The record is from the annotation of a RefSeq genome assembly.